AAAAAAAAAAAAACCAACAACAACAACAAAAAAAAAAACAGCGCUACAUGGGCUAACCGAGCACAUGGGCAGAACAUUUAGUACCCUGGAUAUGAGAUGAGAGGGGCGGGCUCGAAUUAGGAGCAAUAGACGCGGUCAGAAAUCUACCGAGUGAAACUGCAGCUGGUCACCGGCCGUUUCGAGGGAGAAAUAAAGAAACGGCGCACACGGAAAUUGUUACUGUGUGAUGCCAACACGCAAAAAUGACCACUGAUCGGGAUUUGCCAAUGGACGGCCAGUCAGUCACAGCUGUGUUUGCUGCAAAGGGCGUUGAUGUAACAUCCAAUAAAGACCAAGGAGUUAUCAAGGUUGUUAAGCGUCCGGGGUUAGAUGGAGACCGACCAAUGAUUGGGGACAGAGUGACUGUCCACUACACUGGAAAGCUGCUCACAGGGAAGAAGUUUGACUGCAGUCGAGAUCGCAAAGAACCUUUUUGCUUCAAUGUGGGCAAGGGACAAGUCCUGAAGGCCUGGGACAUUGGUGUGUUGUCCAUGCAGAGAGGUGAAGUAUGUAUGUUACUGUGUAAACCAGAGUAUGCUUACGGACCUGCCGGAAAUCCUGACAAAAUUCCUCCAAGCUCCACAGUCGUGUUUGAGAUGGAGCUACUCAAGUUCGAAGGAGAAAUUCUUACAAAUGACAGCGGCAUCAUAAGAAGAAUAAAGGUCAAAGGGGACGGUUACACUAAUCCCAACGAUGGAGCACGUGUUGACGUGCACCUGGAGGGGAGCUGUGGUGGUAGACUGUUUGACUGCAGGGAUGUUAACUUUAUUGUUGGUGAGGCUGAAGAUAAAGGCAUUCCUCUGGGAGUGGACCGAGCUAUGGACAAGAUGCAGAGAGGAGAGUGCUGCUUACUUUAUUUAAAACCAAAGUAUGGCUUUGGAAGCGAAGGUAAACCGGAGUACAAAAUUGGACCAGACAAUGACAUUGUAUACGAAGUUACCCUCAAGAACUUUCAAAGGGCUAAAGAAUCCUGGGAAAUGGACUUGAAUGAAAAGCUGGAUUUGGCUGCUGGAGUGAAGCAUAAAGGCAAUCAGUAUUUUAAGGCAGGGCGGUACUUGCAGGCGGUCAUCCAGUACCAGCGCAUUGUUUCCUGGCUAGAGAUGGAGUGUGGUACUGGGAUAGAGAAGCAGAAGAAGAUAAAAGACUUUAUGUUGACGGCCCACCUCAAUUUGGCGCUGUGUUUCCUGCGGAUAAAAGAGUUCUCACAAGUAGUGGAGAACUGCAACAAGGUGAUUGAGCUUGAUGAGAGCAAUGAGAAGGCUUUGUAUCGUCGUGGGGAAGCACGUCUCCACCGCAACGAGUUCAGCCUGGCCAUGGCAGACUUUCAGCAAGUGCUUCAAGUCAACCCCUUAAAUCGGGCAGCUCGUGCUCAGAUUUCCAUCUGCCAGAGCAAGAUUAAGGAACAUCAUGAACAGGACAAGAGGACCUACGCCAACAUGUUCCAGAAAUUCGCAGAACGGGACGCCAAGAUUGAGAAGACCAAGAAGAGGCGGGAUGAGAGUGUGACGAGCGGCAUGAAUGGUGAAGUGGGCAUUAAACGACGACGGAGGAGUCAGGACUGUCUGUUGUAAUAGUGACAUUUGAAAGGGAGAAAAAGAAAGACAUGCCUCCAUUUGCUUUCCUAGCCCAGGGAGCAAAGGCAGGAACGAGGUCGUAUAAAAGGCUCUAAUCCAAACCUUUAUUAUCCCAAAAUCCAGCGUUACCAUUCCUGCAUAUAAAACAGAGUGUAAGCAGGGACAUUUGCAAGCCAAACAGCAUUUCCCCUGUCACAUGGACUGUGCAGCUGCCAGGACACAUCUCCCAGUGGAUAUUAGUACUGCAGAAACAGUGAGUUAAGAUGUGGUGAACAGUUCUACACCCCCCCCCCCAAAAAAAAAAAAAAAGAAAAUAGUUUCUUCAAAAACUCAGAGGAAUUCUACUUUCUUUGUCAUUAGUUGAGAUGUGGCUCCACAGUGUGUUUCCAAUACUGCACUCACUGGUUCUCAAACCUCAGACUUUUAUUUGGUAUUAAGCCUAUUCUUGGGCAGCUGCAUGCACGUGUCACAAGGUGUUUGGGAAUCAGGCUUGAAUUGAACUGUGCUAUUUUGUAAAAUGUGCAAUAUGUACUAAAAAAAAGUUUCAACAAGUCCUGUUAGCUCAGUGGUAUUUUAAAGGAAAACACAAUCAAUUCUAAAAUGUAAGAAAAGUAAGUUGCCCUCAACUAAGCCUUUUUUCAAAUGAAUAAUCACAGUGUAGGCAGUUAAACAAGCCUGAAAACAUUUAAUGUUGGGACAUACAGAAAUACUAAAAUACAUAUAAAAUCACUGAUAAAAUCUUAAAGUUUCCAGUAAGCAGACACCAGAAGCAGAGAGAAGAAUCUGAAAAAAGCACAAACUACAAAUACUAAAUUAUACCAAAAUAUAAAUCUGUAAUUCUGGUGUUCUGACAAAUUCACAGUUUACUGCAUUUGGUUAGCUACUACCUAUAAAGACAAAUCGGUAAAAACUUUCUAAAGCCCAUGAUAGAACCUAAACUGUGGUGUGCAGGGAUUAUUUACAGAAAUACAUUUAAAAUUUCUUUUGGGAAAGGAUGAGGCCUUGUUUUCCUACGGUGGGUUACACCACGGUCAUGCACUCAAAUAAUUUAUUCAUGAAUACAUGCAUGAUAGAUCAUUAUUAAUAUGUUGAAAUCUUGUAUUUUAUCAAUAAAAACACAUCAGACAGUAUAAACAGUUUUAAUGAAAAGACCAGCCUGGUAUUGGAGUUGAUCAAGUAAAACAACUCAUGAUAGGUGUCUAGAUAAUUUUUAUGGAUUUAUUACAUUUUAAGCCAGUGGCAGCUGCAAAAACGUUGAAUUAAAAAAAAACAAAAGUCAAACUAUUAUAUAUAUAUAUAUAUAUAUAUAUGUAUAUAUAUAUAUAUAUAUGUGUGUGUGUGUGUGUGUGUGUAAAAGUAAAUGUUUCCGCUCCUGAGCUUUGGUGGAUUUUAGUGACUGAUGACUCAAAGUUUCUUCUGUUGCACUCAUUGUAUGUUUAUCUAUCAGCUAACAGCAUGGCACAAUCGUCAGCGCACGUAAAAUCCUCAUUCAGCAGGUGAAUACAUGAUUGUAUCAUAACUGUAUACAUGAUUGUAUCAUACUCAUAAUUGUGGUUCAAACCUCCCACCAGAGGGGGUUUUUGGUCAUUAAGUCACCCCACUCCCACCUCUGUAUUUGACAGGGCAGACACACUAGUAUUGACUCUGUGCGUGCAAGUGGGAGAAUGACACAGAAACUGCAAUUAAGCUUUAAAAUCGACAGAAUCAGUUUUUUGUCAAUUUUUCACAAAUUUCAUGAUUUUUUCAACUCUGGCAUUGUGAUCAACUGCAUCAUUUUACAUCUGUGUAGUUCUUUUUGUCUCUGUCUCAGAAAAGGUGUCUCUUUAUAUUACUGCAUCUAUUUUUUUAUCUUGAAAUGUGUGAAUGUCAGUGGAUAGUGGAAAAUGAUGCACUUUGGUUACUGUCAAACCAACACUGUUAUCUUUUCAUGAAAUGUCUGGAUAAAAUCUGGACAAUAAUCUCCAGGUGUUCUAUAAACAUUGGUUGGUUAAGAAUGAAAAACUUAGCUGUCUUAAAUAUUUUGUGUAAAAAAAUCAA
Messenger RNA from Xiphias gladius (swordfish), 3650 nucleotides. RefSeq names its product FKBP prolyl isomerase 5 (gene fkbp5). The record is from RefSeq and is a predicted model, not a curated record. The transcript has 11 exons. Lineage: Eukaryota; Metazoa; Chordata; Actinopteri; Istiophoriformes; Xiphiidae. Bases 243 to 1610 code for a protein of 455 amino acids. Gene Ontology annotation, molecular function: protein binding; peptidyl-prolyl cis-trans isomerase activity.